AUGGCCUCCAUGGCAGGCGAUGCCUCCCCGCACAAUCAUCUCCCCAGCUUGCGCGCAAUCAUCACCGCAUCAGGCUCAGCAAAUAUGACUAUGGGCAGGUCCUUGCCUCCAAUCCCGCCCAACGUGCCCCAGCGGGAUGUGUUCCUUGUCCAAAGAAACUUCAUGCCCAGCCCACCCAACACUCAUGAGGUCUUUUUUUCCCGACCAAUGAUGUCACCAGCUGAGCACAUCGUUCCACCACCUUCCCCGGCGUACUCUGCAGAUUCCUGCUUGGGUUCGGUACCACCGCAGGGACCAGGCAGAUUGAUCUCGGAUAUCAAGUCCGCUCCCGUGAACGAGUUAUAUGCCUCAAUUCGCCCACAAGAGGGCAGAACCCGCAAAAAGCCACUGCAGCAGUGCGGCCGGAAACGCACGGCGAAUAUGGCGGGCUUCCCGGAUGUGCAGAAAGAAAAGCACCGCGUUGCUGAAGCAGACAGACGCAAAAACCUAAGCGUUAGUAUCCACGAUUUGGAUGACAGAGUUCCGGACCAUUUUCUCAAAGAGGCUGGCUGGAAUCUCUCGAAGAACUCGGCACCGUCCAAGGAACACAUCCUCAAAGGUUCUGUGAUGUAUAUUGACCAGGUGAUAUUAGUUGUUGGGGAGUUUCACGACAGGCUUUUGGAGGCUGAGCGCGAGAUCAUGGAGCUCAAAGAGCGCAAUCGAGAAUUGGGAGAGCGAGACCGAGCCGUUGGGUACCAAUCCAAAGCCCAUGGGCACAUGUGCUGCCGUUCAAAGAGCGAGCAGCCUAACCCACAGGAAGUUGCUUCGUUGCCGGAUAUCGCACCAAAAGUCAUGCUUCCUGGUUUAAAUGGAAUCCGUGGGGUUAGUGCUGUUACCCCGGACUUCGGUCGCUUCGAGGCAUUGUCUGCUGGGACUUUUCAAUUUUAUGGUCAAUCAUUUAUCAGCCGCACACCUCCAUCGACCGGGCCAUCUUCUCCGGUUUUCAACCAAGCCGCGUACUCAACGACCAGCUCACGACCUUCGUCUUCUCUUCAAUCACCAUGA
Molecule: messenger RNA, 1044 nt
Organism: Aspergillus mulundensis
Lineage: Eukaryota; Fungi; Ascomycota; Eurotiomycetes; Eurotiales; Aspergillaceae
Product: putative HLH DNA binding domain protein
Exons: 2
Coding region: 1-1044 (347 amino acids)
Molecular function (GO): protein dimerization activity
Source: RefSeq, a predicted model, not a curated record